Aspergillus novofumigatus IBT 16806 is the source of this 1629-nucleotide messenger RNA. Its product is annotated as fungal specific transcription factor domain-containing protein. The transcript is spliced from 4 exons. Gene Ontology annotation, molecular function: DNA binding; zinc ion binding. Lineage: Eukaryota; Fungi; Ascomycota; Eurotiomycetes; Eurotiales; Aspergillaceae. Gene Ontology annotation, cellular component: nucleus. The coding region runs from base 1 to 1629 and encodes 542 amino acids. Gene Ontology annotation, biological process: DNA-templated transcription. The record is from RefSeq and is a predicted model, not a curated record.
AUGGCCAUCUCCGGGCUUCCCGGUGUUGCGGCGGUUGAUGAGAUUAUUGGUAUUUACUUUUCCGAGGUCAACUGGCUAUAUGGUAUAGUCGAGCCGUUUUAUUUCAGGAGUGCUCUCAAAGAAUGGCGGACAUUCACUUUGACUGCAUCGGGCUCUUCUGACAUUGAAUCCAUUUCUGUUAGCCUGAGAUGCUUCCCUGGCUUGCUUUUCCAAGUACUUGCAAUCACAUUGCUAUUUCUCCCAUCAGGAACCAGAAUCGAGGAGUUACCUGAGGUUGACUAUCUUGAGCUUUCUCAAAGAUAUACCGACAUCGGUUUAGAUCUCAUACAUCUGCUGGGGCAUCAAGGGACUACAAUAGUCACGGUGCAACACGAUCUCCUGAGAGCUGCAUGGCUCAAAAACCGAGGUCAUGGAGGUGAGGCUUGGCACGCCUUAAGCAAUUCAAUCAGGUUCGAAUCAGUCAUGUCUUGUAAGAGAUUUGAUUCUCACCAGGUAUCAGGAAAGCCCAAGAACUCAAUCUACACCGAGGAAUUCUGGUACUGCGAAUGGAAAAAAAGAUUGUGGAUAACGUUAUACGUAUGGGAUAGUAACAUGUCUCUAUUGCUUGGCCGACCGAGGCUAGUCAACACGAUAGACUGUGACGCCGACCUGCCUAUGAAUUACGACUUCCCCGAUAGUGUUGAGAAUUUGCAUUUGCCGACUGUACAAGCCUACAACUCUCUGGACAGCAGAAUUCCCUCGUCCGUCUGUCUUAAUUUGUUCAUGUAUGAGCUUUCGCGGAAAGUAGAUAAAAUAAGAGCUCUCAGAGCAGACAAACCCGGCUUGCAAGACUACGCUGUUAUCCAGCGAUUUCAUUCCGAAAUAUUAUCCUUGCUGGAAGAACUCCCGUCGACGAUUCGGACGCCAAACCCUGAUACUUCAUGGGACCUACAGUAUCCUAUCAUACCGCGUCAGAGGGAGAAGAUAUUCACAGCUGCGUAUUUAUUACUCAUGGCGCUCCACCGGCCGCACGUCGCAAAGCACAUGCACAGUCGGGAAACCGUACUGAAAGCCGGUCUCGCCAUUCUCGAGUCUCAGCAGCGAUUCUUCGAAGCUAUCACUCGAUCCCACUACGCAUACUUCGGCAAUGCUUUCUUCACUAUCGACGCAGUGAUCGUGCUAUCAACCGUGGUCUCCGUCUUCCCCACGAAAAACAUCGACUUCCUGCGGCAAAUAAUGCUUGCUACCCAACAAGCAAUUGGCCGAUUGUGUCUCAUCCAGACGGAGAACGAAAUGGCUCGCGUGGGCGUCAAGAUCGUGCGUUCGUGUCAUCACGCAAUCAAAGAUGCGUAUAACAGGAGCAAGCUUCUGAGUCGCGUACCGACGCCAACUUCAAUUACGCACGAGUAUCAGGGCCUAGAUGAAACCUUUCAGCCGAGUGAUCAAAUUACAUUCCCGGAGUUGGACAACAAUGUUGACACGGGUUUCUUGAUCUACAAUAACGCCGUUACGAAUGAAGCGGACUUUAAUGAGUUAAUGAUGCCGAUGAAUCAGACGGGAGCAACUGAGUUUGAUACUUCGUACUGGAUGGGUUACAGACAGCAGGUCGUCAAUGAUGCGACAGAUAUGCUCAAUAUUAACUUGAAAUGA